Trypanosoma brucei brucei TREU927 is the source of this 780-nucleotide messenger RNA. RefSeq names its product endonuclease III, putative. The record is from RefSeq and is a predicted model, not a curated record. Gene Ontology annotation, molecular function: oxidized pyrimidine nucleobase lesion DNA N-glycosylase activity; 4 iron, 4 sulfur cluster binding; DNA binding. Gene Ontology annotation, biological process: base-excision repair, AP site formation; base-excision repair; nucleotide-excision repair. The transcript has a single exon. Lineage: Eukaryota; Euglenozoa; Kinetoplastea; Trypanosomatida; Trypanosomatidae. Bases 1 to 780 code for a protein of 259 amino acids. Gene Ontology annotation, cellular component: nucleus.
AUGGGCAAGCUAUUUAAACCACCAUCCAACUGGAGCAAAUUGUACGCUAAAGUGAAGGAAAUUCGAGAAGAAGUCCAGGCACCAGUGGACACCGUAGGGUGCUCAAAGUUGUUUGACCCAUCGGCGUCAGAUGAGGUCAGGCGGUACCAUAUAUUACUGGCACUCAUGCUCAGUGCCCAAACCAAAGAUCACGUGACUGCAGCGGCGAUGCACUCCCUUAUUGAUCACGGUUGUACACCGGAGACAAUUUACAAGAUGCCGGAGUCGAAGCUUAACGAGUUCAUAUCUAAGGUUGGUUUCCACAACACAAAGGCGAGGAAUAUAAAAGCAGCUACUGAGUCUAUACUGCAGCUACACAAAGGAACAGUGCCGCGGUCUUAUGAGGGAUUGGUUUCCCUUCCAGGUGUUGGGCCCAAGAUGGCCCAUCUUUUUCUACAGGAAGCAGACAGUGUGGUAAUCGGAAUUGGAGUUGAUACACACGUCCAUCGAAUCGCCCAGCGGUUCCACUGGGUUCCCUCAACGGUAAAGAGUCCAGAGGAUACGAGGAAGGCUCUCGAAGCUUGGCUUCCCGCCAAGUAUUGGGGUGAGAUCAAUGGAAUGUUGGUGGGAUUGGGCCAAACAAUAUGUACUCCCCGGAUCCCGCGAUGUUCAGAGUGCCCAGCGAGUGGGCUGUGUCCCAGCGCCUUCCGCGAGGCAAAGGGCGGCGUGAAGCGUCAGAGGUUGCCCGAAAUUGAGGACGUUGGUGCUGUGGUUCCAGCCCCAAAACGGAAGCGUAUAUAG